CGGGCCGCAAGAAGCCACGAGCAGAAAGGGUACGUCGCUGCUCGACCAGGUCUAUGCCCUGUUACGUUGCUCGAGGAAGGGCGGCAACAGCAACGGACCUAUUUAGGACCUCGUAAGCGAGCACGUGAGAAUCAGCUACGAGGUCCUGUUUCGGGCUCCUGUAAACGAGUGUGAUGUGCGAAUAGCCACAGCGAACAAACGGAUGUGUUAAUAGUGAUUGGAAGAAAAUAGUGACAAGUUUAGACUCAAGUUGACCUUCGACAUUUAGGCUCCGACAAGCCUUUCAAAUGUGCAGAAAUAAUAGAAUACUUUGUUAUUAUUGUUAAAAACUUCACCAAGAAAGCUGGUGCUGCCGUUGUUUAACUUAGUAUGAGGUCAAAGUGCGUAUGCCUCGUUGACUUUCGGCAACUGACUUAAAGUGGACUGAACAAGUUUUGAAAGUUUACCCUGGAUGACCCGUGAAACUAGAACCUGUUCGAAAUUUUUUAUGCAACACCUCCACACAAUUUACUACUUCCAGGAUAUCAUCAGCGGGCGCAAUGGAUCUAACAACAUCACUAGACAAGACCACGUCUGCAACUCCUGUUAAGGAUGAGCCAAUCGUCAUAAAUGACGACGGUCUGCAAGCCAACAAUAAGAAGCCUGAGGACACUACAGCCAACAGCACCUCGAUAGGUUCCGCUGGGCCUGAUAAACAAACGGGCACCUCUGAUCGUAAAUCCCACUGCUCCUUAGGCAAAGCGACUUCCUUAAACAGUUCAUCGUCGAGAGCUUCCAGCGCUCCCAUUUUUAGCCAAGGGCCCGCCCAUCUCUCAAAUAACCGCAGCCCAGCAACAAACGACGGUAGCAACUCGACGCCCGAAGAAAUGGCGUUAUCGCCAUUAGAAGUAACGGGACCAACAGCUUCAAUCGGUUCCCCCACAGAACAUGGUAAACUAAGGUCUUCAUCACAACAUAGCUCAGAGGGGGCAAGCAAACUUCAGAAAGCAGCGUCCUCUUACCUUGACAGCUUGACAUCACUGACCCCGUCUCUUAUUUCGACACCCGCUGUGGGUUUUGGUUCUCAGGCCGCAUUAUGGCCGAGCCUCGCCGGGAGUUUCUUGCAUCCCUUGGUCGCAUCACAGUUAGGAAUUGAUCUGGCGCAACUUGCGGGCCUGGGCGCAAGUGGCGGUCCAAGUUCGUUGGAUGGCCUGGCUGGAAAUUAUUAUACUUCAGAACUCACUGGUCUUAUCCAACGUUCUUCACAACAUAGUACAAAUGGAGUAGUACCGCAGCAUCUGAUGACAGAAAAGGGACGCGACUCUGGCGAAUCGGCAUUAGUUAGCAAUGCCGCGAAGUCCAGUCAGUGCUCCAAAAGUUCGUCGCAAUGUCAACAGCUGGGACUUGCAAGUCAUCGGGGCGUGAUUGGUGGGUCGAAACCUAAGGUGGCUACCCCUCAGGUAGUAGCCAAAAUUGAGUCCUAUAAAAAAGAAAAUCCAACUAUAUUCGCAUGGGAAAUCCGUGAACGACUUAUCGCUGAUGAUGUCUGCACCAACAGCACAGCCCCUUCCGUCAGCUCCAUUAACCGCAUUCUGCGCAAUCGGGCCGCUGAGAGGGCAGCCGCGGAGUUCGCUCGCGCGGCAGGGUACGGAGUUGGAGGAACCGGCGCUCUAGGAGGCGGGGUUGGUGGCAUGCCUCUUGGAGCCUUGGCACACGCUCAGUCUAGUGUAAAGAUAGCGGGGCAUAUGCACACGGUGAUUUUAGGACCGAAAAACGACUCAGCUCCAUCACCUCCGCAUAUUUGGUCACCUGCGCUCAUACAAGCGGCACCUCAUGGGAAUCACCACGACACAGAUCGUCUAAACCAUUUCAAAACACUAACAGACAGCGGCGAUCGAGCUAGCGGAGACGAAUCAAAUGGUGAAUCGGAUGACACUGACCGUCCCAAGUUCCGCCGUAAUCGGACAACCUUCAGUACAGAACAACUGGAAAUGUUAGAAGAGGAAUUCGAAAGAACCCACUAUCCAUGCGUUGAUACUCGGGAACGCCUUGCAACGAAGACCGGCUUGUCUGAAGCGCGCGUGCAGGUUUGGUUCUCGAACAGACGAGCGAAGUGGCGCCGUCAUCAGCGAAUGCAUUCAUUUGGUCGUGCAUCUUCGCCGCCUUUAUCUUCAAACGGCCAUCGAAGCGCAGAUUCGUCUUUGGCAGAUUCGCCCACUCCCACGUCGCCUACAGCGCCAUUUAUCGAAAGUCAUGCUCCGGCCGACAAAAGCCUCAGUCACCCGUUCUCGAUCAAUAACGUAUUAAUGCACUUGAGCGCAGCUCAGGCCGCUGCUCAGGAAGCCGCUACCUCGAAUUUGCAAUCCCUUAUUGUGAAUCCGUUUGCCGCUGCAGCUGCUGCGACGGAUGCCGCCAUGCGAGACGUUAUAGGACCUAUCCAUCAUCUAUCAGCAUUCACGAGACCCGUUCAGAAGCAUCCUGUCGCUGGAGGUGGGGCCGAGCGCCACGUUGGAGAUCCUUAGUCCUCAAUGCUUGAUUAUAGGCUAGCUUUUUUAUUACUGGUUCAACAUCCUGUAACAUUAUCUAUUGUGAACCAAGGGCUUUGAGUGCGGCAUGUAACCUUUCUUUGCAUGAGAGUUAACCAUAGUUAAUAGGAAAAUUGGCUACUGAUCAUGUAUGUUACAUCCUAGAUACUAUUUAACUAUAAUAUUAGCACGCGGCAGUGGAACAGGAAAUUGGUAGGACUAGUUUGCAUCUGGUACAAUACAAUAUUUGUACCGCGGAAUUUACCGUGAAUUGUGCCUUAAAGCUUCCAAGUACCCAGAGUGAGCUAUAUAUAAGGUAAACGAAUUAUGUAGGUCGUACUAUACUCAUAUGAUUCCGAAAUGUUAUUGCUUGGCAAAGGAACGGUAAUAUCUAAAGCGUGAAAAUUAUUUAACGGAUUAGGCCAAUACCGCAUGCUGUAUGUAUGUAGUAAAUGAUAUAUAUAUAUAUAUAUAUAUAUAUAUUAACUUUUAAUUAUUUAUUUUCUAUGGAAAAAAUAGAGCUAGUGUUUAUCUUUUAUUGCUUGCUUAUUUAUUGAUGAAUGUUGAGAGGGUUAGUUGUGAUUAUGGCCUAAUCUAGAAGUAGUGUAAAU
This is a messenger RNA of Varroa destructor (honeybee mite), 3115 nucleotides long. Its product is annotated as paired box protein Pax-6-like. Gene Ontology annotation, biological process: anatomical structure development; regulation of transcription by RNA polymerase II. The record is from RefSeq and is a predicted model, not a curated record. NCBI's taxonomy places the organism in Eukaryota, Metazoa, Arthropoda, Arachnida, Mesostigmata, Varroidae. Gene Ontology annotation, molecular function: RNA polymerase II cis-regulatory region sequence-specific DNA binding; DNA-binding transcription factor activity, RNA polymerase II-specific.